UGUCAUGUGAUGCAAUGAGAAAUGUAUUUUUUUUUACAGUAUUUAUACCCCACUCAGAGUGGCUUACAAAACACAUAUACGGCAAACAUUCAAUGCCGAUUAUAUAAUUAACAAGGACAGACAAAACAGGCAGAGGGAGAAAAGGGGAAGCUGUUUGGUGUCUUUUCUGCUUGACCCAGAUGCCCAAUGGAGUAUCUUCAACGGCUGCUGGGGACCCUGCAACAGGCUGUGAAUUUUGUUUCCUCCUUUACUUCAUACCUCCUUGGAGAUGAAGCUCACCCAGGAGCCGGAGAGACAGAAAAUACAAGGGAGACAAGCUGCCACCAGAACUGUGAAGUUAAGACAACACACUAUGGAGAUGUUCUUCCAGGAGGAUAUCUGGAAGCCGUAGAAAGACCACUCACCACAGAGGUGUCCUCACCCCAUCAUGAGAUCCAGGAAAGGGAAGAAGCUCAAACAACAGUGGUUGUUUCUGGACUGUCAGAACAACGCUGCAAAUAUGAGAAAGAGUCUCAGCAGGAGCUCUCAGACUUCUGUCAGCUCCAAGCUGGUGCCACUCAGGAAAACCUCACAGCAAUUGUGACUGGGGUUAAGCAGAAGAAAGACCUGGAGGGACUCCUUGAAUGGGAGUCAAAAAGAACCAGCUUAGAGGAGGCAUCUCAACAAGAGGUGCAAGAAAAGGUGAUAGAUAACAAAUGGGAACCAAUCUGGCCACUGGAUGGAAGCAAAGAGCAUGAAGAAAGUGAGACAGGAGGGAUCAAGGUGGUUCAGGACAAGCAGCUGCCGAAAGCUUCAUGGACCCAGGAGGAACCUCAGGAAGGAGUGUCCAAUGGGGCACAGUUUUUAGGGGAGCAGCAAAGAGGACUAGAACAGAUAGCAUGGGCUGAAGGAUUUCAGCAUGGAGAGUGGAAGGACACAACCAAGGUGACAAAUGAGCAGCAGUUGGAAGCUGAGAAACUGGAAGAAAUAGAAGCUAAAGAGAACCAAAAAGAGGAAACAAAAAAGGUAGCAGUGGAAGAAGAAAUUUUGGGAUCAACACUCAGUGAGGCAGAGAAUGAGAAAAGCCAAGAGGAGGUGCUAGAAGAAGAAGAGGGAGGAAAAAGUUAUCAGAGGGAAUUAGAAGAGAUAGGAGGAAUUAUAGCAGGUUUGGAAAGGGAGUUGGAAGAAACUUUAUGGAAUGAAGAGUUUCAGCAAGGAGCACCAGACCGGACUCAGCUAGAGGAGGUAACAAUAUUUCAACAAGGGGCACUGGAGGAAGUGAACCAAAUAGCAGAGUACCACCAGCAACUGAAAUCUGCAAAGGAAGAAGCAGAGGCAGAUGAGGAUCAGAACUGGGAGCCAGAUAGCAUGGCAGUGGAAGAAGGAAUCCAGGAAGCAAAUGUGGAUGAGUCAGAGAGUGAGAGAAACCAGGAAGAAGUGCUAGAAAAGGAAGGAAAUAUGGGGAAAAGCCAUCAGUGGGAGCCAAAAGGGGAAGUAGAAGAGGAAAGAGAAAUGAACAAGAGGCAAGAAAGGGAUGGGGGAGAGACUUUGUGGAACAAAGUAGUUGUACAAGGGGCACCAGAUUUGGAACAGUUUUUGGAGGAACAGCAGGUAGUGCUAGGGAGUACAACAUCAUUUGUGGAAUGUCAGCAUUGGAAGUUGGAAGAGGCAGACAAAAUGGCAGAGAGUCAGUGCUUGAAAGGUGAAAAGAAACAUGGAAAAGUAGAAGCGGAAAAGGAGGUUGAGGAAAAGGAGAAUGUGGUCGAAAGGAAAGAAGGAGGUCAUGAAGGACCAAGUGGAGAAGAGACUGGAGAAGGCCAGCAGAAGGUGCUAGAAGAAGAGAGAAGUCAUCAGUGGGAGUCAAAAGAGGAAGCACAAGAAACAAUAGUGGUUCUGGAGAAAGAGCUAGAGGGCAUUUGGAGGAACAAAGAGGUUCAGCAGGGAACACUAGAUUGGAACCUGCUUGUUACAAAACAGCAAAGUGAGCUGGUUCAGACGAUGGGAUGCUUUGGAGGGUUGCAACAUGCAAUGGAGGAAGAAGUGGAUAAAAUUAUUGAAAGCCAGCAGUUAGGACUUGCAAAAAUAGAGGAAGGAGAAGUAAAAGGAGAGGAAAAUGAGCAACGGGAGCCCAAUAGCAUGGCAGUAGAAGAAGUAAUUAUGGAAUGUAUGCUGGAUAAGUCAGAGGCAGUGAGUGGCCAAGAGGAGAUGCUUGAAGAGAAAGAAGAGAAGGGAAGAAACCAUCAGUGGGAACCAAAAGGGGAAGUAGGAGAGGAUAGAGGGACAAAUGAAACGAAGCAGGAAAGUGAGCUGGAGCAGACUUUGUGUAACAAGGAGGUUCUGCAAAGGUCACCAGGCUGGGAUCAGUUUGUAGAGGAACAGUGGACAAGGCUAGAGGGGACAGCAGCAUCUGUGGAAUUUCAGACUGGGGAAUUGGAAGAGGCAGACAAAAUGGCAGAGAGUCAGUGCUUGGAAGGUGAAUUACAUGGAGAAGCAGAAGUGGAAAAAGAUGUUGAGGAAAAGAAGCUUGUGACAGAUACAGUAGAAGGGAAAGAAGAAGUUCACAAAGGAAUGCCAAGUUGGGAAGAGACUGGAGGAGACCCGCAGAAGCUGAUAGAAGAAGUAGAGAGACGCUCUCAGUGGGAGUCAAAGGAAGAAGCAGAAGAUUCAGGAGAAACGACAGUGGCUCUGGAAAGGGAGCCGGUAGAGAGUUUGUUUAACAACAAGGUUCCACAAAUAUCACUGGACUCGGAACAACUUGUAGAGGAACAGCGGGUAGGACUAGAGAGGACAGCACCAUCUGUGGCAUCACAGUGUGGGAAGCUAGAAGAGACAGAAAAAACUGUAGAGAAACAGUGUUUGGAAGUGGAGAGGGAUCAUGUAAAAGAAGUAGAAGUGGCUGAAGAAUGGAAAGGAAUGGUAGAUAUAGUAGCAGGAAAAGAAGAAGAAAUUCAGAAAGCAAUACCAAGUGGGGAAGAGAUUGAAGUUGACCAGCAGGCGGACAUAGAAAUGGAAGAAGAGAUGGAGAGAAGUUGUCAGUGGGAAUCAAAAGAAGAAGUAGAAGAGGUAGAAAAAAACUCAGAGGAUCAGGAGAGGGAGCUAGAAGGAACUUGGAGAAGCAAGGAGACUCAGCAAGAUGCACCAGAGAGAACCCAAUAUGUUAUAGAAGAGAAGGAGCUGGCAAAAAUGCUAGUAUGGACUGGAGGACUUCAGCAUGGGCUGAUGGAUCUCGUGGCAGAGGUUGAGCAGUUGGAGGUUGAGCAGGAAGAGGUAAAGGCAGGUAAAUGCAGCCAGCAGGAUUUGUCCACAGUGAAAGAAAUUCAAGAAGGAGUGCUAGAUGAGGCAAAGACCGGGAAAGAUCAUGAAGAGGACUCAAAAGGAAAUCAAGAUGUGAGAACUGAUCAGUGGGAACUUAGGGAAACUGCUAUGAAUUUCCAAGAACGGUAUGGGGAGACAAAGGAAAUAUCAGAUAACAGCAAAGAUCAGCAGGGAAAACUGCCAGAGGCAGAAGAGAAUGAAGGGGACCAGCAGAAAGAACCUGUGAAAAAUGAGGCACAUGCUACUGGGGAAGAACAUGAGGAGCACAUAGGAAGAGUACUGGAGAAAGACAAAGAGGAAGAGUCAAUGAAGCUGGCAGAAACUUGGUGUCUUGACAAAGAAGUACCAGCCAAGAUUACAGGGGACCAAUGGAGACAGCUAGAAGAAAAGCAGAAGAGCUUGCAGCAGCAGGGAUCCUUGUUACCUAGUGUCUCCGCUGAAAGAGCUCCACUCCCUGAGCCCCAAUCCUUCCAGGCUGAGGUCACACCUCUGGACACAAGUGCCCAGAAGGAACGAGUGCUCCUACGUCGGAAGAGCUCAAUUCGACGGGCACCCAGCUUGAAAAGACCAAGGCCAUCAAUGGAGAACUUACCACAGGAGACAGAUGUAACCAGUUCCGUGAACACUCCACAUCAGACAGAUGUACCCAGUCCUAUAAACAUUCCACCCCAACCACAACCACCACCCAGACCUCCCAGACCAACCACGAGGCACGCUGGGUUUGGACCUAUGCAUCCCAACAUGAUGGCUGAACUACAGAUGCGUCUGCGCAAACCCCAGUGACAGCUCCUCCCCUCGAUUCAGAAGGCUGUGUGAAGUAAUUCACAUAAACUCUGCUCCAUCCUGGAUCAAGCCACAGUGAUCAAAACAUCUAGAAGCCAAUGUGAGAACAAACAGGUCAUAAAAGUACAUACAUUAUGUAAUUUAUGGUGCAUGGGUUCUUUGAUGGCUUCAACAUGAACACCAAUGUUGGGGGGCUUUCCACAUCUGCCCCAGCUACUGUUUUGCUUUCUACCAGCAUCAUCACUUUAAAAAGCAUAUGUGAUGCUGGGAAUUCUUCAUUUGCUUCACAAUAUCAUUUUUUUUUACUCACUGAAGCAUACUGGUCCCUUAUUUGCCUAUCUAUUGCUUCAUAGUCUGAGGCUUGUGUGACCAACUUCUUGUUGAUAAACAGUCGGAUUGUACAAAUGUAUAUAUCUUAUGUGUUUGCAUGGGAUUGUCACCCCAUCAGCUGACCUCUGUAGCAGUGCAUUAACAAUGUCUUAAAAUGUAGACAUUACUGUACAUUUAUAUUAAUUUUCACAGUGCAGAAAGAGGUGUGUCCUCAUUUCUAUAUCUCAAAUUACUGCUGAAAGUCCCAAGUGUUAACCAAUAGCCAAGCCAUCUUUUGGCUGGUCAGUUGACAUCUUAGUUUUGUAAUAUAGUAACAAUUGUUCCAACUUGUCUUCCUCAAUUCAUUACAAUCUGCACUUAAGCUCUGGAUCAACCAUCAACUUCAAAUGAAAAUAAGAUGGUGAACAAAACAAAGGUCUUUUCAGCGAUGGUGGUUACCCAAAUGUUAAUGCCGUUCUCAGAAACACUGGGCUCAUGCCAGCUUGGCUUCCUUUUUGGAACUUGAUGAAGCCAACCUUAUUCUCCCAGACUUUUGAUUCGUAAUUUUAUUUCAGUAUUCUCUGUUUUGUUUGUGUCUAUUUAACUUCUUUUUAAAAAAAUGGCUUCUUUUUCUGAUGUGGGCUAUGAAUUUUCAAGGGCAUUCAGAUCUUAAAUAGUCAGCUUUUCAAAACCAUUGCACUUUGUCCUCCUUUUUUGUAAAGUUUUGGCUGAAAACUUUUAAAUAAAUGGAUAAAAAACCAAAGAA
This is a messenger RNA of Anolis carolinensis (green anole), 5152 nucleotides long. Its product is annotated as trichohyalin. The transcript has 8 exons. The record is from RefSeq and is a predicted model, not a curated record. Lineage: Eukaryota; Metazoa; Chordata; Lepidosauria; Squamata; Anolidae. Bases 187 to 4077 code for a protein of 1296 amino acids.